AUGUCACCGAUUAAGAUGAGAAGAGACUCGGAGGACGAAGCCCUGACUCCUCGGGGUUGGUUCACGUGUUGUGCCACUACUCUCGCCAUAACUGCCGUCGGGGCUGCCCUCUUUCUGCUUUUGUUCAACGGACCAUAUUCGUCCUUUGUCCUCGUUGCGCCCAAAGGCAAUAUGUCUAACGCCAAUGGCGUCAAGCAAAAACGUGAGGUGCGUACUCCUCUGGAAGACAGCCCAGGAAAAUGCGCGGUCGAGAAUUGCGUGACCGCUGCGGGCGCACUCAGUGUGUACAUGAACCAAAAUAUUGACCCUUGUCUAGACUUCUACGGUUUUGUUUGCGGAAACUAUAAAGAAGCACAACGACGGACUCGUGAUCAACUUAUGGCCAGGAUUUAUGAACAUGUCCAGAAAACUUUAGAGGAAAUGACGAUCCCGGACAAUGGACUGACAGCUGUGCAGAAGGCCGCCAGUCUCUAUCAGGCCUGCAUAGGCGUUCGAUGCAACACAAAAGAUGAAAUAGGAGCCCUGCGCCACUUUAUGGACAAAAUGGAUCUUUCUUUGGUUGAUAUCGGGCGAGGAAGUCCACUAGAAAAGAUUCUGCGGCUGUCCCUCGAAUAUAACAUAUUUUCUUUGCUUGAGGUAACGAUUGACCACCUCGCCGAUCCACAGGGAGAAAAGACAAUUAAGAUCGGUAUAAGCACGGCUCACCUAAUCUGGAUUACAAGUCGCAAACGCUUGAGCAGUGAUUACAAAGAGAGGUUGUAUAUGGAACACAUGAAAGCUUAUGGUCUCUCAGCUGACAAGAAAGAAACAAUGAACGUUAUAAAACAAAUUAUUCUAGGAGAAAACGAAGCCGUUGGUUUUCUUUCCGAUGACAAGCUUCGAAAAAUGGAGUCUUUUGCUCAAACCCCAAUUGCCGCUUUCGAUUUUAUCACUCCCCAUUUUAGUGCUGCAGUGUGGUGUGCUCUUUUACAAAAAUACGCCUCAGGAAUUUACCAGGAAAACAAGCCAGUGUUCACAAGCCCGGGUGCUGUGAAUUACUUUGAUAACCUUUGUGAAGUUGCUCAAUGCCUUCGUCUUCAAUUGUUGAUUGCUUGGGAGGUCCUUCGUUUACUAGCUCCGCUUGCGUCGCCGUCUGUUGCUGCCUUGUACAACGACACUACUGGGCGUGAGAUUUGCCUAUCUGCCACUGCGAAGGUAAUGGAAGUUCCGGUGCUGGCGGUGUACCUUUAUAAAGCCGUGCCUCAGGCUUCCUUAAAAGCUGCUAAGGAUAUGGUGGAAGACAUACGUAACUACGCUCUCCGAGUUGUUCGAGACGCUAAGUGGCUCCGCGAGGGCUCGAGAUUCAGCGCAAUAAGCAAGCUGCGCUCAAUGGGUGUAGAGGUUGGGUACCCGUGUUCCCUCUGUUCCAAAGAGACAAUGGACACUCGUUAUAAGGCCUACCCUUACGCGGCAUGUAAUUUCCUCAGCGAUUGGCUCAACGCAUCCCAUAUGACCACCAAGUGGCUUCUGGGAGACCACGGAUGCGUUAAUUACCCAAUCACUGCGGAAGUAACUUACAUAUCAUCGAAGAAUAUGAUAAUCAUUCCGGCUUCGAACUUGUUACCACCUGUAUUUGAUCUUGAUGCUACGAACUCGACCAACUUCGGAGGACUGGGUCAUCUUAUUGCAACAGAGAUGAUGCGUGCGUUUGACGUCGAUGGCAGUUUGAAAAGUCCCACCUGCGAAGAUCGCCUCUGGUGGACACCUCUGAGGAGGUGCAAAUACGAGAAAACGGUCGCCUGCUUCAAGAUUGACCACGAGAAAGCGGCCAAAAAUCACGGACAUCGAUUACAUGGCACAAUUGCCAACGUUAUGGCUGACGUUAUCGGACUGGCCCUUGCUCUGCGGCCCUACGAAGACUUGGCAGAAAAGAAGAGAGUUAAAGGGCUUCCUUUUGAGCCCAAGCAACUUUUCUUUAUUGCCUCAUGCGCUAAGUGGUGUUCUAGAGCACCAUUCCAGGGAUACGCCGGUAAUACUCCGCCAUCGUCACGGUGCAAUGUUAUGCUUAUGAAUAUGCUGGAGUUUGCAACGGCGUUUAGGUGCCCCCAGAACUCUCAAAUGAACCCCUCAAAGCGCUGUGAUUUUUAA
Molecule: messenger RNA, 2127 nt
Organism: Ixodes scapularis (black-legged tick)
Lineage: Eukaryota; Metazoa; Arthropoda; Arachnida; Ixodida; Ixodidae
Product: endothelin-converting enzyme homolog
Exons: 2
Coding region: 1-2127 (708 amino acids)
Biological process (GO): protein processing
Cellular component (GO): plasma membrane
Molecular function (GO): metalloendopeptidase activity
Source: RefSeq, a predicted model, not a curated record